Molecule: messenger RNA, 462 nt
Organism: Mycena citricolor
Lineage: Eukaryota; Fungi; Basidiomycota; Agaricomycetes; Agaricales; Mycenaceae
Source: the annotation of a GenBank genome assembly
CAGGCUUCAGUCUGAUGGUCUCCCCGGAUGGUCGCCGACAGACAUCAUCAAUCCGGAUUAUUGACUUGGCCCUCACCGAAAGAGACUCUGUGUUCUCCAACCGUCACAAGCCAAGUUGAUGCAAGCCCCUGCGAAUCGAGGCAUGAUAAUCUCUGGAGGAAAUCGCCGUCCUGAUGUCGUGGUAGUGAACGCGCGAGCACCCAACGCCGGAGAUGCUUAUUAUGGGUGCAGGCAGGAUUCCUUCACUUUGUGCCCCGCCCAACCUAUUUUUACUCAUCGAUAUUUUCGAUCUCGGAUGGAUGAUGCGAAGAAAGUCGAAAAAUAAAAACGAAUAAUCACUACCACUGAAAUUUUCUAAAAUCCGCAGACAUCGAUUCUGGUGGUCCAGGCUGAGAAUCUCAAAGCUGCGAUGGCUGAGUCGCUAGCGGCCUCGUCAGGAUAUGCAGGCUGUGGGGUUAUGUC